UCAAACCUGCAACCCAGGCAUUUGCAUCAAAUGUGGGCUUGGUAUCUACGGAGCAAGACAAGCAUGCCAGGCAAUGGGGAGCCUGUAUCACACCGAUUGCUUCAUCUGUGACUCCUGUGGGAGACGGCUUCGUGGGAAGGCGUUCUACAAUGUGGGCGAGAAAGUGUACUGCCAGGAGGACUUCCUGUACUCCGGGUUCCAGCAAACGGCUGACAAGUGUAGCGUGUGUGGACACCUCAUCAUGGAGAUGAUCCUCCAGGCCCUUGGGAAGUCCUAUCACCCAGGCUGCUUCCGGUGCUCUGUGUGCAAUGAGUGCCUGGACGGGGUGCCCUUCACUGUGGACGUGGAGAACAACAUCUACUGUGUCAGGGACUAUCAUACGGCUUUUGCACCAAAAUGCGCCUCCUGUGCUCGUCCUAUUCUCCCUGCACAGGGUUGUGAGACAACUAUCCGUGUGGUGUCCAUGGAUAGAGACUACCACGUGGAAUGUUAUCACUGUGAGGACUGCGGGCUUCAGCUGAGCGGGGAGGAUGGACGCCGCUGCUACCCGCUGGAGGGCCACCUGCUGUGCCGCCGCUGCCACCUCAGGCGCCUCCGGCCUGGGCCACUGCCCUCACCUGCUGUGCAUGUCACGGAGCUCUGAGCUGGAGCAGGAGCCCGACCCUGUGUGUGUGUGUGUGUGUGUGUGUGUGUGUGUGUGUGUGUGUAUGAGGGCAGGCGGGAUGGGUGACCCAGGUUGGGCGGAGCUCUGCGUCAGGGUGGCGCAGCCACCCCUCCUCCAACGCCCACCCUGCCAAUUGCCACCAAGCUGCUGUCCGAGGGGCCGGCCCCACGGCGAAGCUACUUCUAUUUAUUCACCGUCUGUGCCUUUUCCAGCGCUUCCCUCCUUCAGGCUCUGCCCACCUCCCCCCACCCCAUCCCCACCCCACCCUGUCAGGGAGGGGCAGGCUCCCAGACCACCUGGAUGGAGCCAGUUUCCUGUUCAGAAUGGGCCAGGGACCCCGUUGCAGAGCGCUGGGAGCAGGCGGUGUUUGGCCUAAGGGCGCACAUAUUUGUGUGUCUCAUAAGCGGCUUGCCCACCAGUAUGUGCCUUGUUUGGGUGGGGUCACAGGACGGUGUGGGGCCUGCAAAGGAGCCCUGCCUCUGGCCACUGUGGUCACUGGGAUUUGGCCACUUGGAUUCCAGUGGGUGUUUUCAGCCACAAUCCCACCCGGGGCUCCCGUCCCUAGCUCCUGGCUUGGGACUCCCCCCACCCCCAUCUUUCAGCUUCGGAAAGGAACCACGCGAAUCCCAGCCCUGCCCGCAGGAGAGCGCUGCUGCAGGAAAGCACUGGAUGGGGCUCCAGGACCAACGCAUAUGAUUUGACUUAAAUUAAGUUUUUCCAUUGAGAAUGUUUUCAUUUUCUUUAAAAGAAUAUAGUUUUCUUCUAAAACUUGGCCCACGUUGUUAUUUUUAGGAAAGUUACAAGAAGCAAAUGUCCACUUGUAUGUCAUAUUUUCAGGGUAAAAGCAUUGUAGUUUAACUAUUUUUGUAUAAAUGGCUCUAAAAUCUCAA
Molecule: messenger RNA, 1554 nt
Organism: Myotis brandtii (Brandt's bat)
Lineage: Eukaryota; Metazoa; Chordata; Mammalia; Chiroptera; Vespertilionidae
Gene: WTIP
Product: Wilms tumor 1 interacting protein
Exons: 8
Coding region: 74-643 (189 amino acids)
Biological process (GO): positive regulation of miRNA-mediated gene silencing; cytoskeleton organization; regulation of DNA-templated transcription
Cellular component (GO): nucleus; transcription regulator complex; P-body
Molecular function (GO): transcription corepressor activity
Source: RefSeq, a predicted model, not a curated record